This is a messenger RNA of Daucus carota subsp. sativus, 4311 nucleotides long. RefSeq names its product pre-mRNA-splicing factor ATP-dependent RNA helicase DEAH7. Gene Ontology annotation, biological process: mRNA splicing, via spliceosome. NCBI's taxonomy places the organism in Eukaryota, Viridiplantae, Streptophyta, Magnoliopsida, Apiales, Apiaceae. The record is from RefSeq and is a predicted model, not a curated record. The transcript is spliced from 16 exons. Gene Ontology annotation, cellular component: spliceosomal complex; intracellular anatomical structure. Gene Ontology annotation, molecular function: helicase activity; ATP binding; RNA binding. Bases 143 to 3988 code for a protein of 1281 amino acids.
UGUGGCGUCUCGCGCGCGUACUGUAAAUAAGAGAUCUCUCUCUCCCUGGUCUAAACCCCGUCACUGUUUAGGUUUUCUUAUUCGGAUCUUCAAUCGGAUCUUGUACAAUUCAUUCUCGCAAGUGAAAUUAGGGCACGACACAAUGGACAAACUGAAUCGAUUAGAGCCUGAUGAAAACACUCCCGGCGGCCUACAAAUUCCCGGCAAAGACAAGCUCUUGUAUCGACCUCAGCGAAAAUCUCGCCUAGGAUUGGAUGUACUUGCUGAAGCGAAACGUGGUGAAAAGGCGGAUGGUGUUUUCAAGGUUCCGAAAGAUAAGAUGUCGUCUAUUGCAGCGUCUAUGGAUGAAGAAGUUUCUGAGCUUUCUGAGGUUGAUGAUGUAGGGAUUAAUGGUUCGAGCAAAGUUGGUAAUACAAACAGGAAGUAUCGUGAUCACGGUGUUAGUCACACGCCACAUUCAGAAAUUACUUCGAAUGAAGGACAAGAUAGUGAUGCACGUCGGGAACAUCGUUCAAGCGAUCAUGCACGUCAUGAGACACCAGCCACUUCUCAUGGAAGUUCUCAAAGUGAUCGAUAUCAGAAUUCUAGGUAUGAUAGAUAUGAAGCAGCUGAUAAUUCUAGAAAAAGAAGAGACUAUAGAGAGGACUCUAGAAGUGAUAGCAGGUCAUCAAGGAGACAUGAGAGAGGCAGAGAAGUAGACAGUUACAAAGAUGGGUAUUAUCGUCACGAUAGACAGUACAACAAUGAGCUUGAGAGGAAGAGAGGCAGAUAUGAAGGUUCUAGGGGUACUCCAGGGAGAUAUGAUGCUCGGGGUACACCAGACAGAUCUGACUGGGAUAGUGGCAGAUGGGAAUGGGAAGAUACACCAUACAGGGAUAGUCGUCCUGGUAGCAGCAGGAGACAUCAACCUUCACCAGCCCCUAUGUUGCUUGGAGCAUCUCCUGAUGUACGAUUGGUUUCUCCAUGGCUGGGGGGCCACAGUUCUUACUCUUCUGGUGCUGCUUCUCCCUGGGAUAGUGUUGCUCCCUCUCCUGUUCCAAUACGAGCAUCAGGAUCAUCAGUCAAAUCUUCAAACUCAAGAUAUGGUUCAAGGCCCCAAAUACCCUUUUCUGCAGAUAACUCACUGCAGUCCGAGGCUCCAGAAGAUGAUGCUGAUUAUUUCAACAACGAUAACCCGGAAAUUACUGAAAAUAUGCGUUUAGAGAUGGAAUAUAAUGCUGACCGUGCAUGGUAUGAUAGGGAGGAAGGAAAUACAAUGUUUGAUGAAGACAAAUCAUCAUUUUUUCUUGGCGAUGAGGCUACUUUUAAGAAGAAGGAAACAGAGUUGGCCAAGAAGCUGGUUCGGAGAGAUGGUACCAAGAUGUCACUUGCACAGAGCAAGAAGUUGUCACAGCUCACUGCCGAUAAUGCUCAAUGGGAGGAUCGACAACUACUAAGGUCUGGAGCUGUUAGAGGAACUGAGGUGCAGACUGAGUUUGAUAACGAGGAAGAAAGAAAAGUAAUUCUCCUUGUUCAUGAUAUAAAGCCACCUUUUCUGGAUGGAAGGAUUGUUUUCACAAAGCAGGCAGAACCAGUAAUGCCAAUUAAAGAUCCUACGUCUGAUAUGGCUAUAAUAUCACGUAAAGGUUCCACUUUGGUGCGUGAAGUUCAUGAAAAACAAAGUAUGAACAAAUCACGUCAACGUUUUUGGGAGCUUGCUGGAUCAAAACUUGGUGAUAUCCUUGGAGUUGAGAAGACCGCUGAGCAGGUUGACGCAGAUACUGCCGUAGUGGGUGAUGAUGGUGAAGUUGAUUUUAAAGAGGACGCUAAGUUUGCUCAGCAUCUAAAGAAAGACGAGGCGGUGAGUGAUUUUGCAAAGUCAAAGACACUAUCUCAACAGCGUCAGUAUCUUCCCAUAUAUUCUGUAAGGGAUGAAUUAUUGCAGGUAGUUCGAGAAAAUCAGGUGGUUGUGGUAGUUGGAGAAACUGGUUCCGGGAAGACAACACAACUGACCCAGUAUCUGCACGAGGAUGGAUACACCACAAAUGGUAUAGUAGGCUGCACUCAACCAAGGCGUGUGGCAGCAAUGAGUGUUGCCAAAAGAGUUAGCGAAGAGAUGGAAACUGAACUUGGUGAUCUAGUUGGUUAUGCAAUUCGUUUUGAGGAUGUGACUGGGCCAAACACUGUAAUAAAGUAUAUGACUGAUGGUGUGCUUUUGCGUGAGACACUCAAAGAUGCUGAUCUUGACAAAUAUCGUGUCGUUGUAAUGGAUGAAGCGCACGAAAGGUCACUAAACACAGACGUGCUCUUUGGAAUCCUUAAAAACGUUGUUGCAAGACGGCGUGAUUUCAAGCUUAUAGUGACAUCUGCCACUUUAAAUGCUGAAAAAUUCUCACUGUUUUUUGGAAGUGUACCAAUUUUCCAUAUACCAGGAAGAACAUUUCCUGUGCAAACCUUAUAUAGUAAGAGUCCUUGUGAAGAUUACGUGGAAGCUGCAGUGAAGCAGGCCAUGACCAUACACAUAACCAGUGCUCCAGGUGACAUACUCAUUUUUAUGACUGGUCAAGAUGAGAUUGAGGCAGCAUGUUAUGCCCUUUCAGAACGGAUGGAACAGCUUGUCUCUACUACAAAGCAAUCAGUCUCCAAGCUGUUGAUACUUCCUAUAUAUUCUCAGCUUCCUGCUGACCUGCAAGCUAAGAUAUUUCAGAAAGCGGAAGAUGGGGCUCGUAAAUGCAUUGUAGCCACCAACAUUGCAGAGACAUCUUUGACUGUAGAUGGUAUAUUUUAUGUCAUUGACACAGGCUAUGGCAAGAUGAAGGUGUACAACCCACGAAUGGGUAUGGACGCCCUCCAAGUGUUUCCUGUAAGCCGUGCAGCUGCAGAUCAGCGUGCUGGGCGUGCUGGAAGAACUGGGCCUGGUACUUGUUAUCGCCUCUAUACGGAAACUGCAUAUCAAAAUGAACUUCUGCCGAGUCCAGUGCCAGAAAUCCAGAGGACCAACCUUGGAAAUGUUGUUUUGUUGCUCAAGUCUCUCAAAGUAGAUAAUUUACUGGAUUUUGAUUUUAUGGAUCCACCACCCCAAGAUAACAUAUUAAAUUCUAUGUAUCAGUUGUGGGUAUUGGGUGCUCUUGACAAUGUCGGAGGUCUAACUGAUCUUGGGUGGAAAAUGGUUGAGUUUCCUCUAGAUCCACCUCUAGCUAAGAUGCUCCUGAUUGGAGAGAAAUUAGAAUGUCUUAAUGAGGUCCUGACCGUUGUUUCAAUGCUUUCAGUGCCAUCAGUGUUUUUUAGGCCUAAAGAUAGGGCAGAAGAAAGUGAUGCUGCUAGGGAGAAGUUCUUUGUGCCAGAGUCUGACCAUUUAACACUACUCAAUGUUUACCAGCAAUGGAAAAGUAAUUCAUACCGAGGAGAUUGGUGUAAUGAUCAUUAUUUGCAUUCAAAAGGGUUAAAAAAGGCUAGAGAAGUGAGGUCACAACUGCUGGAUAUUCUAAAGACCCUUAAAAUUCCACUGACAUCCUGUGGGCCAGACUGGGACAUUGUGAGAAAGGCAAUCUGUUCUGCAUAUUUCCACAACGCUGCAAGACUUAAAGGAAUCGGGGAAUAUGUUAAUUGCAGGAAUGGAAUGCCUUGCCACUUGCACCCAAGUAGUGCUCUGUAUGGUUUGGGUUACACGCCAGAUUAUGUAGUUUAUCACGAGUUAAUCUUGACCACAAAGGAGUACAUGCAGUGUGCAACAUCAGUAGAGCCUGAGUGGUUGGCUGAGCUGGGUCCAAUGUUUUUCUCAGUCAAGGACUCGGAUACAUCCAUGUUGGAGCACAAAAAGAAACAAAAAGAAUCAAAAUCCGCCAUGGAGGAGCAGAUGGAGAAAAUGAAAAAAGACGAAGCGGAGAAGGAAAGGAGGAGCAAGGAGGAGGAUAAACAGAAAAGAUCAAAGCAGCAGCAGCAAAUUUCCAUGCCAGGUGAACGGAAAGCUGCUUCCUCCUACUCGAAACCAAAGAAAAUGGGCUUGUAAGUCUCUCAAACAUCUUCUUUAGUCGCCAAAUAUUACUGACUGAAGGAUGCAUGGUGGUUUGUUCAAUAUAUGUAUCUCUAAACGACGGACUUCUGGACUUCUGUAUACCUCUUACAUUCAUUAAGUACCAAAUAUUACGACUGAAGGAGACAUGGUGGUUUGUUCUAUAUUUGUAUCUCUAAACAGCGGAUUUUUGUACAUCUUUGAAGAUUUGAGUAAUCUGUAGAUAGAGCAUCUAAAAUAGUUUAAAGUUAAAUACUGUUCAAAAGAUUAGAAACUCUGUAUAUUUUAAUUUAUGCAGGAAGACAAUUUUUUAGAUGAUA